Arachis duranensis is the source of this 1533-nucleotide messenger RNA. Its product is annotated as uroporphyrinogen decarboxylase 1, chloroplastic. The record is from RefSeq and is a predicted model, not a curated record. Lineage: Eukaryota; Viridiplantae; Streptophyta; Magnoliopsida; Fabales; Fabaceae. The transcript is spliced from 5 exons. The coding region runs from base 85 to 1308 and encodes 407 amino acids. Gene Ontology annotation, molecular function: uroporphyrinogen decarboxylase activity. Gene Ontology annotation, biological process: porphyrin-containing compound biosynthetic process.
AUGUUCCCUGUGUGAAACUGAACCCAAACAGAAAGGGGAUAAGGAGCAAGAGCGAGCAACGAAAGAAGAGAGAAAGAAAAAAACAUGGCUUCCACUUCCAUUAACACUUUCACUGGUUUUGUUGGAUGGAAAUCUUCUUCUUUGUUUCCACAUUCUAAUGCCUUAAACGCUACACUCUCACUCCCUUUCAAACCAAAACCGCACUUCUCCGUCACUUGCUCUGCCUCUUCUUCCGAUCCUCUGCUGGUGAAGGCUGCCAGAGGAGAACCUGUUAGUCGGCCACCAGCAUGGAUGAUGCGCCAGGCGGGAAGGUACAUGGCUGUUUACAGAAAGCUUGCUGAGAAAUAUCCAUCCUUUCGAGAGAGGUCGGAGACAACUGAUCUCAUUGUGGAAAUUUCUUUGCAGCCUUGGAAUGCCUUUAGGCCUGAUGGAGUGAUCAUUUUCUCUGACAUCCUUACGCCUCUUCCUGCAUUUGGGGUCGAAUUCGACAUUGAAGACGUAAGGGGUCCUGUUAUUCAGUCCCCAAUACGCUCCGAGGAGGGACUAAAGGCUCUGCAUCCAAUUGACCUGGAAAAGCUCAGUUUUGUUGGAGAUUCACUCAAGAUACUGCGCAAGGAGGUUGGUGGUGAUGCUGCCGUUUUAGGUUUUGUGGGAGCACCUUGGACAAUAGCAACAUAUAUAGUGGAAGGGGGUACAACACGCACCUAUACAACCAUUAAGAGUAUGUGCCAUACAGCACCACAUUUAUUGCGGACUCUGCUCUCUCAUUUGGCGCAAGCAAUAGCAGAUUAUGUUGUUUUCCAAGUGGAGUCUGGGGCUCACUGCAUACAAAUAUUUGAUUCAUGGGGUGGACAACUACCACCUGAUAUGUGGGAAUGCUGGUCAAAGCCUUAUAUCAAAGAGAUUGUAGAUUUGGUCAAGAAAAGAUGCCCCGAGACACCGAUUGUUCUUUAUAUAAAUGGAAAUGGUGGCCUGCUUGAGCGUAUGAAAGAUACUGGAGUUGAUGUUAUUGGGCUGGACUGGACUGUGGAUAUGGCAGAUGGAAGAAGAAGAUUGGGUAGUGGAAUAGGUGUGCAGGGAAAUGUGGACCCUGCCUACUUAUUCUCCCCACUUCCUGCUCUCACUGAAGAAAUUCAGAGGGUUGUGAGGUGUGCUGGGCCUAGACGGCACAUCCUUAAUCUCGGGCAUGGUGUUCUUGUUGGCACACCUGAAGAAGCUGUUGCACAUUUCUUUGAAGUUGCUAGGAGCUUGAAGUUUGAUACACUUUUUCAAAACAAAUCUGCAGAAGAUCCUAGAUUGGUAGCUUAAGGACAAAUGCCACAUUAUCUAUGCCAUGUGUAUUGCUUUGGUCUUUGGUGAGUGUAGAAUAGAGCAGGCUAGUCCCUCCUCAUUCUUCUGUAACUUUGUGAUGAUUAGAGGUUGAGGAUUUGCACAUUGAAGUGCCGGCUAACUGAUCAAACUAGAUGCAUUUUCAUUUUGUAUUCUUCUGUAUUUAUUGUGGAAUAUGAUAAUCCAAUGAGGUUCCCUUCCAAA